UCUUUUCGAAGUUCGACGAUCUCCGCACUAGCUCGCUCUUCUUUGUGUCGGCCGACCAAGAAGUCUUGUGAAAUUUGACAACGCCGAAGCAACCAUGAGGGGACCAAUUCUGCUUCUUCUUCUCGUUGUAACAGUUCUUCAGAUCGAGGCCUGCGAGGUCGAGAAGAUGGGCAACGGAUGCCGAAUAACCAGCGGGCAGUGCGCCUGCGGCUACGGCUGCAAAUCCGAGUACAGAUACGCCACCCUCGAGGAGUGCAAGCUCGCUCUCAACGGACGGAGACGCAACGCCUGUCACAGCCAGACGAGGUGCCUGCACGGCGGCACCUGCCUCCAGAUCACGGCCAAUCCCGAGUACAAGUGUCUGUGCGAGGGCACGGGCUACUUCGGCUAUCGAUGCGAGAAGGCUUGCCCCGGACGAGACAAUCCGAAUUACAAGGGACCCUUCCCGCUCGAGUGCGUCGUCAUAUAAGAGAAAGAAAAUAUAAGAUAUAGCGUCGAUUACGUUCUACAUUACUCAUUACUUUCUUUUUUUAUGUGUUUACUUUCAUUCCGCGCGUAUGAAUUUUUUUUUGUGGUUCGUCGUAAACUCGAGUAAUCUCAAGGCUAAAACAAGAGGACUCUAUUGAACUCCACUAUAGUAAUAAAAUAAUCAUUUUGUACAUAUUGUAUUAUCGCGAGAAGAAGACGUAAUGAUAUAGUUUUUUUUUAUUCUUCUUCUGCUUCUUCUUCCGCGUCGAUGAGAAAAUAAAUAUCUACAAUUAAAAAAUCAUACAUUAGGAAGGAGAGUGUUUUGAUCUUGGAAUUGUGAACAAAAAAAAUAUUCCUUGACAAAUUUACCUUAUCAAUUUUUCAUGCUUCCAAUGUUUAUUUACCAAAGGAUAAAUUUUUAUACAAUACGUUUCUUGCUGUUCCUUUCGUAUGUUCGCUUUCGAUUUUUUUAGUCUUUUUUUUCGUUUUCUCUAUACGGCAUGAACAUUAUUGUAACAAACUUUUCGUUUCGUUUUAAUCAUAUUACCUGAUUGAUUCAUAAUUUAGCACUUAUUUUGCGCUCGUUUCUUUUUUGUUUUGUUUAAAACUAUAAUUACAUCGGAAAUGUGAUCAGAGUUUUUCGUUCCGCGUGCGCUAGCGUAACAGUUUCCAUGUCUUGGACUUUCUCAAUUGUACUGCAUGCAGGCAAAACAAUGAUCAUAUUUCACAUCAUUAAAAAAUGGCUUCACAAAUGAUAAAUUUUCUUUUUCGUUCGAAUUCAUUCCUAUUUUUUUCAUCUCGAUCACCAGUAUAUUUUAAAAUACACUUUAACGCAGUACUUGACGAAACAGUUUUCAUAGAAUGAACGAAAAAAAGUAAUUUUGAUUAAUUUCGUUUUUUUUACAUAGCGACAGAUCAAAUUCGUUUGAAAGGCUCUUUCCUGCCUCAGUCGCGUGCUUUAUUAAACGCACUCACAUACAAUUUAUGCUAAUACAAUUUUUCACCAUCACAUUACUUCAAUAAGAACAAAUAAGAUUUUCAAACGAAUGUCCUUUUCACCUACUCUUUUGAAUAAAAAUACCACACUUAGUAUAGUUAUAUGAGGUAAGAGUUUCUAGCCUCACAUCUUUUUUGCUCUAAAAUUGGUGCCACAAGUAAAUAUUCUCAAUUCGUUUUCUUUACACUUUAUACCAUUCAUGUAUAUUAAAUUAUUAUUCAUUUGUCUUUUUUUUUAUCAAUAGAUGUUGCUAUAAAAAAAUUGUUCAAAGAAAUCAUAAAACGUAAAAAAUAUUAUCAACAUGUACGUAUAUUUUUAUAAAGACAAAAAGGACAAAUAGCCUCUGUCGCAAAAAUUACAAACAGACACGACUUGAACAGCGACUGACUUGUUUUCAGAAAGAACAAUCACAUAUUCUAGUGAUGGAAAGUAUGUGUCGCGCUUUAGUGCAUACUAACAAUCAUGUUACUUGCUCUUUUGUAUUCUCACAUUUUUUUUACUGACUUAAAACGCUACAUCACUUUUGUAAUCUGCAAAAAAAACCUUACGUCUGGCGAUUUGACAAAAAUAAUUAACAAUAUUUCAUCAACGUUUCUUAGCGAUUUAUAAAUUAAUUUGAUAACUACAAUGUAUGUGUGUGUUCGUUUUGAGUGUGUAGUUUUCGGCUGAACGUUUAAGCGUUACAUUUUUUAUAAAAGAAAGGUAUUUUAUUGAAAAAAAUCUUUCUUGGAAAUAAAAAUAAAAAAUAUAUUUUA
Trichogramma pretiosum is the source of this 2220-nucleotide messenger RNA. RefSeq names its product multiple epidermal growth factor-like domains protein 6. The coding region runs from base 95 to 469 and encodes 124 amino acids. The record is from RefSeq and is a predicted model, not a curated record. The transcript has 4 exons. Lineage: Eukaryota; Metazoa; Arthropoda; Insecta; Hymenoptera; Trichogrammatidae.